CCGUCCCCCCGGCUCCUCCGGCGUGCAAUGGCUUAACAGGAGAGACAUGAGUGUCCGGGCGGAGGACAGCAUCACCUUGUGCCAGAGGGCUCUGCAGAUCGUGACGGAACUUUGUCUCACGGGCCACGUCGACCGGGAGAAAUGCUCGGAUAUAUUCCCCCUGGAGAGCAACAUACCAGGUGCACAUGCUGCCCCCUCUUUCUUACAGCUUGCUUUCUCUCCUGUUUUCUCUUUCUCCCUUGCAUGUUUGUCCGUCAUAUUUUGUCCCUCGCUUGCCUCUCCUGUCCCCCUUUUUCUUGUCUCCUCCUCUGUCCUCCUCUACUGGUCUCUCCAUGGUUACGUGUAGACAUCUCUAUUAGUCUGCUUGCCGUGGUCGUAGGUUUCUGUGGCCUCGCCCUGUUGGUAGUCUCUCUCUUUGUCUUUUGGAAGCUGUGCUGGCCCAUCUGGAGGAGCAAAGCUCUGUCAGCCCACGCUGAAAAUGGUCUCCACGUGGGCUUCCCCGAGGCGCCUCCACCCAACUCCCCGCCGAUCACCGAGUGCAAAGCGCCAGAGGUGGAGAAGAAGCGCCCGCCAGAAGUGAAGGUGGGCGGACGGAGCACGGUCAAGCUCCUGGAGGCGGCCAUGAAGAUCAGCCAGACGUCCCCGGACAUCCCUGCCGAGGUGCAGACGGCCCUGAGGGAGAAGCUCACCCAGCAAGCUAAGAUCCAGAGACAGACCACAGAGCCCACCUCCUCCUCCAGGCACAAUUCAUUCAGGCGCCACCUGCCUCGUCAGAUGAAUGUCACCAGCGUUGACUUCAGCAUGGACGCCGUGCCUCUCCGCCAGUCUUCGACAGUGAGCAUCGGAAGAAUAAAACCUGAACUGUACAAGCAGAAGUCUGUGGACUCGGAGGGCGAGGCCACUGAGCCCGUGGAGACGUGCGGGAAGCUGAGCUUCUCGCUGCGCUACGACUACGAGGAUCAGGCUCUGGUGGUGAGGAUCCUCAAGGCCUUGGAGCUGCCGGCCAAGGACUUCACGGGCACCUCCGACCCGUACGUGAAGAUCUACCUGCUGCCGGAGAGGAAGAAGAAGUUCCAGACGCGUGUCCACCGCAAGAAUCUGAACCCCAUGUUCGACGAGACCUUCUGUUUCCCCGUCGUGUACGACGAGAUUUGCAACCGCAAGCUGCACUUCAGCGUGUACGACUUUGACCGCUUCACCAGCCACGACAUGAUCGGCGAGGUGGUGGUGGACAACCUCUUUGAACUCUCUGAUCUUUCCAGGGAGGCGGUGGUGUGGAAGGAUAUUCAUGCAGCAACUACAGAGAGCGUGGACCUCGGAGAGAUCAUGUACUCGCUGUGCUACCUCCCCACAGCGGGGAGAAUGACCCUGACAGUCAUCAAAUGCAGAAACCUCAAAGCCAUGGACAUCACAGGCUCUUCAGAUCCGUAUGUCAAGGUGUAUCUGAUCUGCGACGGACGGAGGUUGAAGAAGCGGAAAACAACGACCAAGAAGAGCACGCUCAACCCCGUGUACAACGAGGCGAUCAUCUUCGACAUCCCCCCCGAGAACGUGGAACAAGUCAGCUUGUCCAUCAUGGUGAUGGAUUACGAUCGGGUUGGACACAAUGAGGUGAUCGGUGUGUGUCGCGCCGGGCCGGACGCCGAGGGCCUUGGACGGGAUCACUGGAACGAAAUGUUGGCGCAUCCACGGAAGCCCAUCACACACUGGCACGCGCUGGGAGAGAGGGAGUCUCAUAUUAAACCUGCAUCCGGCUCCCUCGGCCGUAAUCUGCUCAUGCGAUCUGACACCACUGGGCUGAAAUGAUCUGUUUGCCCAUGAUCACAUGGCCCGGAAGAGCAGCGAGCUUUGAGAGUCAAGGGUCGUGUCCUUCCCCCAAACCGCCGCAGACACCGUGAGACGGCCACAGGUAGAGUGAUAACGGGACUGUGAGAGAGAACAGACGUUUGCUUAGAGCUGCUGCAAAGCUGUGUUGCCUAUUGUGAUCACGUUGUGCAGAAAAAAACUGAAUCCAUUCCAACAUGUUUCUUACCUGUGGAAAAAAAACAAAGGUUGUGAUGAAACUGUGUGUAUUCACUCAUUCAAGCUGCAGCUCUUGAAGGGCUCCACAGAGCCGGCUAUGCACAGCACCAACUGUCACUCAACUCGAGAGUUCGUUUUUCCUACAGCUGCUGUGACGUUUUGUUUUGCGGACCACAUGAAUAGUAGACUUCACUGCGAGAUGUCCUCAGCGAUUCACGUCCAGCUAUUCAAUCAGUAUUUCUGGGCCCUGGAGUGAGUUAUAGAGCUGGAGUGAAACCGCGUUUUACUUUGAAAUGGCACAAAGUCAAAAGGGCUACUCUGCUCAGUGCCAUUAAAGCGUUUACUUGAUUGAGGAAUAGUCUUUAAAUCCAGCGAGGCCUGAUCUAGUUUUCAGGUAAUUGAGCGUCUACAUGUUCUGGGUAAAUUUCCCAGUCAUUGUUACCUGCAGAUAUCAGAACCGUCGACAGGACUCUUGGAUCUAGAGAAGCAGAAACAUGUAGCAAACAUAUGUACAGAGAGAUGAAGAGCAACUAGAUUCAAGAUGUGUGUUUGAACUAUAAAGUGAAGUCGUUUCCAAAAACCGGGCAAACCUAAUUUUAGAUUACAAUCUCAUAUUUAUUUUUGUAUUCACCAGAUAGAUGUCAGAAUAUAAUUGCAAAUUGAACAAGUAGCUUAUAGAAAUUAUUUAAUCAUCCUCUCAUACUACAGGUAUGUUUGAAUAUAGGUAAUUUACUACCUGCCUAAACAUGUCCCUUGUGUUUCUACUUCAAGAAUUAGUUCUAAAAAGAUAAAAUACAUGUUAAAUACAUUUAACAUCAACGUUUAAACAUAUGAAGAACACAGUAUCCAGAUUGUAACUGAACUUUUCAGUCAUCAACUCAUUAUCCAAGUUACCUUCAUGUUCGUUCAACACACAGAUCAGUCCUCAUCCCGAAAACAUUUUCUUGUGCAGUGUUAAAAGUGAAACACAGAGUUUUAAAAUAUGAACAAAAAAAGCAGGAAACUAAGCAGGUACAGUAAACUGGGUCCACGUCACAUACUGGUGGUGUUAUUAUAUCAUAUUAUUUAUGCAGCAAUCAAGUGCACAUUAAAGGCCCAGAACAAUGUCGUGAUUUUAAACUGCGAGCAAAAAAGUGAUAAGCCUGCUUUUGUUUGUUUGUUAUUAUAAUUAAGAGAAUAGAAGUAAAUUAGAUUAGAUUAGAUCAAAUACAAAAUAUGAGAAAAAAAGUUACUGCACAUUGCAAAAAAACACAAAUAGAGGGCUUCAAAUUAUUAUUAUUAUUAAUUAAGAUAAAAAACACUUAGCAUAGUGUGUGAUUGUUGCUUUUAUUUAUGGACGAUGUGGUUUUAUUCGUGUAAAAUCAAUUAACGGCACAAAGAUGAACCGAGUAGUUUGUUUUUUUAUUCCAUAGUGACAGUGAGCAGGUGUGAGUGAGUGAGUGACUUCACACACAUGACGAGUCUUCAAUCAGGGACCCGAGUCAGUUAAUUAGCGCGGUAGAGACGCGGCGAUCAAUUAAAAAAAAGCCAAACUUUAUUGUACAGCUUUUUUCUUCACCUGUUACAAAUUCAGGGAAUUGCUAAUCCAUGAAAAAAACUUUAAAAAAGAAAGAUACACAUGUACUUUCAAACAUUUGCAAACAUUCUGUUGAUGUUUUUUUACAUUAAGCCAUAUGAAAUUAAGCUCAGUGCAUCGGACUCAGCUUCUCCUUUGUGAGUAAUAAAAACCCAACAUAGCAAAUAGAAAGAAAAAGGCUAUGUACUGUUAUCUAACUUGCACACGUACCGAUGCAUCUUUCCCUGUGCCGCCCUCGAUAUUGAAUAUUUCUACGUGUAGCAUGUUGUUCAUCACUUACUGAAGGGGAAAUGGAUGUGACAUUUCAAACUUGUGUGUGUUUACAUUUGUAUAUAUACAGUAUACUUGUCAAUGGCACUGUUUAAAUAUAUAUAUAUAUAUAUAUAUAUUUUAAAAAAUAAGUUGUCGUUAAAAUGAUCAAAAGAAACGAAGAGACGUCUUCACAACGUGUCUUUCUAUUGUUUGGUGUUAAUUUGAACAGCGCGGACUUGUAAUCGAGUGACAUUUAUACACGUUCUGUAAUAGUUGUGAGCAAUUAGUCCAACUGGGAACCCAGUGACGCCGACUCUUACCUUAACCAGUAACUUCAUGUUUAGAGCAGUUUAGAGCUUUGAUCGCUGUGAUUGUUUGCAUAUUGAGUGAAUCUACGGUAAAUUUGAGAACAGCUGCACCCCCCACUGUCAUGACGUGUACAGUUUGUGAUAACUUUUGUAAAGAUUUAAAGUAAACA
Messenger RNA from Hippoglossus stenolepis (Pacific halibut), 4328 nucleotides. RefSeq names its product synaptotagmin X (gene syt10). The record is from RefSeq and is a predicted model, not a curated record. Lineage: Eukaryota; Metazoa; Chordata; Actinopteri; Pleuronectiformes; Pleuronectidae. Gene Ontology annotation, biological process: cellular response to calcium ion; regulation of dopamine secretion; calcium-ion regulated exocytosis. Gene Ontology annotation, molecular function: phosphatidylserine binding; clathrin binding; calcium-dependent phospholipid binding. The transcript is spliced from 8 exons. Gene Ontology annotation, cellular component: membrane. The coding region runs from base 142 to 1806 and encodes 554 amino acids.